This is a messenger RNA of Ipomoea nil (Japanese morning glory), 1842 nucleotides long. RefSeq names its product cytochrome P450 CYP82D47-like. The record is from RefSeq and is a predicted model, not a curated record. The transcript has 2 exons. NCBI's taxonomy places the organism in Eukaryota, Viridiplantae, Streptophyta, Magnoliopsida, Solanales, Convolvulaceae. Gene Ontology annotation, biological process: defense response to other organism. Bases 101 to 1660 code for a protein of 519 amino acids. Gene Ontology annotation, molecular function: monooxygenase activity; iron ion binding; oxidoreductase activity, acting on paired donors, with incorporation or reduction of molecular oxygen.
UUAAUUUUGAAGGUGAUAUUUCCAAAUUUGUAGGGUACGUUGUACAUUUAAAUAUCUAGGUGAAGGUGAGCUCACGGUUCAAUUGUUCAAACUUCAAACCAUGGAUUUCACUCUGCUAGCAGCCAUUGUAGCAGCUUUGGCUACCACUUCUCUACUACUCGUCACUUUCAUCUACAACAUGAUCUUAAUAUUUCAGAAAGGGUCGAGCCAGAAACCACCCCAAGCAGGCGGAGCCUGGCCAAUAAUCGGUCAUCUCCACCAACUCGCCGCCCCAGGAGCGACCUACAAAAUCUUGGGUGAAAUGGCAGACAAAUACGGGCCUAUUUUCCGAAUAAGGCUUGGCGCACAACAAGUGUUGGUUGUGAGUGACUCGCGAAUUGCCAAAGAAUGCUUUACCACCAACGAUAGAGUGCUGGCUGGGCGGCCCAAGUCCAUAGCUUCGGAGAUCAUGGGAUACAACAAUGCCAUGUUUGGGCUGGCUCCGUACGGUGAGUACUGGCGCCAUGUCCGCAAGGUUGUCGUGGUUAAGCUCCUGUCCAACAGCCGUCUUGAGGUGCUCGGGAGGGUUUUUGAAUCGGGAGUAAAAUCAUUUACCAGAGACAUCUACCGAAGUUGGCUGAGGGACAAGAAUGAAACCGAGAAUAAUGUAAAGCUGGACAUGAAGGAGUGGUUUGGGAAAUUAAUCAUCAACUUCACGAUGCAGAUGCUUUUUGGUAAGCGGUACGAGGAAGAAGGGACAGUGGUGACUACGGUGAGGAGAUUCUUUGAUCUGCUGGCAACGUCUGCUGUAGGUGAUUACCUGCCAUGGCUAAGAUGGUUGGACAUAGGAGGACAUGAGAAGGCCAUGAAGGAGACAGCCAAAGAGAUGGACACCAUAUUGGAAGGUUGGCUACAAGAGCACAAAAGAAAAAGAAAUAAUAAUACGAAAUCUAACGAGGAAGAAGACUUCAUGGAUGGACUGCUGUCCAGUUUUGAGGAUGACAAAGAUAUUCCUAAAGAUUUCGAUGCAGACACAAUUUUGAAAGCCACUUGCAUGGUUGUGAUGGCAGCAGCUACCGAUACAAUUACAAUAACAUUAAUAUGGGCGCUCUCUUUAAUAUUGGACAAUUAUAAUGUGUUGGACAAGAUUCGAGCAGAGAUAGAGACCCAUGUUGGAAGGGAAAGGCAUGUAAACCAAUCUGACUUAAGUAACUUGACUUAUCUUCAAGUGGUGCUCAAAGAGACUUUACGUUUAUAUCCUCUUGGUCCUCUCUUAUUGCCGCAUGAAUCUGUAGACGAUUGCAUGGUCAAUGGCUACUGCAUCCCAAAGGGUACACCCGUAUUGGUGAAUAUUUCUAAGGCUCAUCGCGAUCCAAAUUUUUGGUCAGAUCCGAAUGUGUUUAGGCCGGAGAGAUUCAUGAGUGAACACAAAAAGAUCGAUGUCAGGGGCAAUCAUUUUGAGCUAAUUCCAUUUGCCAGUGGAAGGAGAAUGUGUCCUGGGAUUUCUUUAGCACUACGAGUGUUGGAGUUGGCCAUGGCUAAUCUUAUUCAUUCCUUUGAUUUGAAAAGAAUUUCAAAUGAGGCUAUAGAUAUGACAGAGAGUGCUGGAUUGAUAAAUUCGAAGACAACUCCACUCUAUGCUUUUCUUACUCCACGCCUGCCCUCACAUCUCUAUGAUUAGAGAGUCUAAUUGUGGAAUCUAAGGAAGAAGUGUGUUUACUAUGAAUCUUGAAAACAUGCAUUUACCACUUUUCUUUUGCAAUAUGCUGGUAAUAAUAAGAUUGUACAUUGUGAACAUUAAUGUGUAAUGUAUGUAUUGAUGUGUGACCAUUUUGCUUAUGAUAUAUGAAUACUAUUGUGAUA